Letharia lupina is the source of this 1389-nucleotide messenger RNA. RefSeq lists its product as uncharacterized. Bases 1 to 1389 code for a protein of 462 amino acids. The transcript is spliced from 2 exons. NCBI's taxonomy places the organism in Eukaryota, Fungi, Ascomycota, Lecanoromycetes, Lecanorales, Parmeliaceae. The record is from RefSeq and is a predicted model, not a curated record.
AUGCAGCAGAAUCUCUCGGCUAUGCAGAACAUCAUUUCGCAAAGGCUCCUACUGGCCAAGGAAUACGGUACCUCUCUCGCGAUUGAAGGUGCGUUCCGGAAGGCGGAGUGGGAAAGGGAUCGCGCGAGACGCAUGGGACAGACUCGAGGGGCGGGAUCUACCGGAGCAUCGACCUACGCCACGAAAAACUCGCCGUACAUCGACUGGAGCCCUAUCAAAGUGGCCGCGAAGCCUCCAGCCGACAUGUUGCCAUCCACCACCGCCACUCGGCCACGAAGUAGAACGACGAUCCCGGUCAUGGGUCCCACAUCGAUGACGGAGAGCCCGCUGAUCGUACACUCGAGUCUGUACCACCCGUCGUCCAUCGGUAACAUGCACGCUGCCUUUGCAAACCAAGACUCGCCCCCUGCCGCCUUCGACAAAGUCGCCCUGACGAUCCAACACCGCGUCCCCAAUCCCGUGACCGGGACUUCCGACCCCUACCACGCGACCGUGUCGGUCCCUUCGUCUGUCAGCCUCAACGAACUGAAACAGGCUGUCUGGGCAGGCAUGCAGAACGACAGCACAGGCAGCGCACCGCAAGCGCUUGCUCUCAACGGGUGGAUCGAAAGCCUUGUCGUUCAUUGGGAUGUCGACAAGCAGGUUUAUCAUCAUUUCCCCCCAACGACGGAACUCAGAGAUGAGAGUUUGGAGACUAUGUUGGUGUGUUUGAGGGAUGUGAAGGGGUAUGAUUGGGUUGAGGUUGGGUUUGAGACACCCUGCGGUAUGCGCACGCAUCGAUCCAGUGCUUCACAUCAGUGCUACCGACUCAUCAAAAGCGUAGCGUUUACGAUCGAGCUGAUACCGAGAAUUGUCAACAUGAAGCAGCCCAUGGUCGAGAUGGAAGGCAGCGGUUACACGAUGACGCCGCCGCCGGACGACCUCGCAGAAAGGGGAACCUUGGAUAAACACGGAAAGCGCCGGAGUCUGCUUCGGGAGAUAGGCCGGCAGAAUCGACCGCGCUCUCGCUACACAUUAAUCUAUCUCUGGAAAGAUAUGGAAGACGCGAAGAGACGUACAAGUCGCAAGCUGGCAUAUCCAGCGAACCCACCAACCCUGAAAAUGAGAAAUCCACAAAACAAAAACAAUACAAUACAAAACAAAACAAAACAGCACUGGCAACAAAGAUACCCAAGAACCGGAGCCCAAUCAACCCAUCAACUCGACCAAGAAACCCCACCACGGAGACCUCAUCGCGAAGCCCACGGCCACCCAUCAGCAUGGCCCGCAGCAGCGAUGAGCGGGAAUCUCGGCGCAACGAACACGAAGUCGCGGAAGUAUAUCGCGGACCCAACGGACAGAAAGGACAGGAGGACGCACCUGACUCGGCAUCCGAACCGCGGCCGGUGA